Strigops habroptila (Kakapo) is the source of this 4927-nucleotide messenger RNA. It is a transcript of the gene TMEM38B, whose product is annotated as transmembrane protein 38B. Lineage: Eukaryota; Metazoa; Chordata; Aves; Psittaciformes; Psittacidae. Bases 113 to 973 code for a protein of 286 amino acids. Gene Ontology annotation, molecular function: potassium channel activity; identical protein binding. Gene Ontology annotation, cellular component: membrane. Gene Ontology annotation, biological process: potassium ion transmembrane transport. The transcript has 6 exons. The record is from RefSeq and is a predicted model, not a curated record.
CCGCCCCGCCGACGGCGGCGGCCGAUGGGGGCCAAGCUUCCGCUGGGGCGGCCGGCGCUGCCGCCGCGCUGUGCAGGCGUUUCGAGGUCCUCUGUCGCGCUGCCGGCCGGCCAUGGAGCUAUGGCAGGUGCCGCUGCUCUUCUCGCGUCUGCCCAUGUUCCCAUUCUUCGACCUGGCGCACUAUGUGGCCUCCGUCAUGGCGCUGAAGGAGCAGCGAGGAGCUGUGGAAGUGUCAGUCCAAAGUCCAAUUGCCUGCUGGUUUAGUGCUAUGCUUCACUGCUUUGGUGGUUCAGUUUUGUCUUCGCUGAUGCUUGCAGAACCUCCUGUAGGAUUUAUGGCAAAGGGCACAAACAUUCUGCUGGCAUCUUCAGUCUGGUAUUUUGUGUUUUACUGCCCACAAGACUUGUUCUGUCGGUGCUUUGCCUUUCUGCCUCUUCGGCUUGUGGUUGCAGGAAUGAAAGAAGUGACAAGGACUUGGAAGAUAACAGGUGGCAUUGCACAUGCAGACAGUCACUUCAAAGAUGCCUGGCUUGUCAUGGUAGCUGUAGGCUGGGCCAGAGGAGCUGGUGGUGGCUUAAUUUCCAACUUUGAGCAGCUAGUGAGAGGAGUAUGGAAGCCUGAAACCAAUGAACUACUGAAGAUGUCCUACCCUGUGAAGGUAACUUUGAUAGGAGCAGUUCUUUUCACCCUGCAACACAGCCAGUACUUGCCAAUAGCAAGGCACAACCUCAUGUUUUUAUACACCAUCUUUCUUGUUGUCUCCAAGGUAACAGUGAUGCUGACAAGAUCUGCAGCUUCUCCAUUUGCUCCCCUUGAGGCUGCAUUAGGCCAUAUGUUCUUUGGCUUGCAAAAGGCACCAUGCAAAGUGAAGGGUGAAGGUGCUGCAUCUUCCAAUGGCUCUUCAGUCUGUGACCGAUUUUCUGAACAGAACGAUAAUGGUGUUAAGAAAAGACAGGCAAAGAAAACAGAAUAAGUGGCUUAAAAUCGUUGAUGGUCAUAACCUUUGAAGAUGCUUGCAUUUCAGAUAAGGCUGGCUGAGAAAUUUGUGUAAAGAAAUGCAUGUGAGGAGAGGAUAGGGCUGUAUACUACUAUGUUGUUGUUUGCCUUUGGAACAUGUUUUGUAAGCUACUGUUCAGAUGUCUAAAUGCACACGUUGGAUUUGUAAGUUAAAAACAAUGAAUUUUUAUAGUGGUUAUAAGUUUACUACAUUACUACAUUUGGUAUUUAUGGUAACUUUAAAUGCUUACAUGCUAAAAAGAUAGUUUCAAAAUGCAACAGUCAGCUUUGUUAUUUUUUCUGAUCUAUCUCUCAUUUCACCUCUUCCCCUCACUCUUACCCUUCACCCUUCAAUUCUUAUGUUUCAUUUGGAUAGUGUGGAUUUGCACUGCCAGGUGUUCACAACAGCACGUACCAAAUAAGAAGGACAUCAUCCGAGUAAGGCUUAAUCACAUUGUGCUGUAAAACCAUGAAAAUGUACUGAACUAAUGCCUUUAGAAAAAUAACUGAAUUACUGUUGUAAUUCACAUUGCACUGGUCUAGAUUUCUAUAUUUACUUAAGUAAAUAAUUUUCAUAUUUUUAUAUUUUUUAAAUAAGAGUAAAUUAUCUGACACUUUUAAAAAUCUUUACAGUUAACCAAGUGUUUUUGUUGUUGGCUUACUUUGACACUUUAUUUGCAAACAUUUGAUAUAUAGCUGUUUUUCAUGUUACAUAAGGGAUAUACAUGUGGUUUGUGGUUAUCUUUCAGUUUGACUGGGACUAGACAUCUCCACCUGCACUUUUAUCCAAGCAUAUGAAUUCUUUUUCUUUUUGAAGCCAAACUUCCUUUUAAAAAAGAAUACCGAACAGUACAUUUGCCUUGUUUCUCAUGAGUUCAGACAUAUUAUGCCUGAUAUUAAUAAAUACCAGCGCUAGUUUAUAGCAACUACCUCUCGUGCAAAUGGGGAAGAAGCCUGGUGUCACUGGCAGAAUUUUGGGGUUUUUGACCAUGGGUUGGUUUACACGACACUAGGCCUGCUGGUGUCAGAUGGGGUACCCCUGUCUCAAAGGAGGGAAAGGAGCUUUGCACAGGAGAUUGCAGGGCUCAUAGAAAGAGCUUUAAAUUAGAUUUGAAGGGGGAGAAGGAUAAAACCAAGCUCGCUAGAGAUAAACCUGUGGGCAGCAUGUCAGUGUUAGAGGGACAGUGUACUAGUGACGUCCUUCAGUCUGCUGUCUCAGUGGAAGUAGGGGAUGGAGAUACAUGCAACAGCAAAGACACUGGGGUUAUGGAUGUGUUAGAAAUCACAGAAGUGCCUGAGAAUGGUUGCAUGGGGCCAUCCCCAUAUGCUGAAAGAUGAGCCAGCAGGGAAGAAAAAAGGAUUGUCAAGCAUUAGAACAGGCUGCCCACAGAAGUGGUGGAGUCACCAUUCCUGGAGGUACUUAAAAGACAUGUAGAUACGGUAUUUAGGGACAGCGUUUAGUGGUGGACUUGGCAGUGUCAGGUUUAUGGUUGGACUUGAUCUUAAAGGUACUUUCCAACUUAUAUGAUUCUAUGGUUCUGUAAUAUCAGAGGCACUGAAACUAUUUAUUUGCUGAAAUCUGCUGCUUCUUGCUUAUUGCAUCUUUUUUCACAUGAUGUGGAGCAAUCUUCAGUGGCAUACACUUCAGAACUGAGAACUUGGACAUUUUAGAGAUAUUACAUUUCAUAAGAAGAGAAUCUUUUCAGAGGGAUCUUUCAUAGAUGUGCCAAGUUUUAGAAUAAAUUAAACUAUUUUUAGAGAAUUGGAGUAUUUUUCUUCAGAGAAUACUGCUUUGAAGUGUAUACUUCAGCAAGAGGAGGUAGUUUAAUCUUUGUACAGGCAUGCCAAAGAGAAUGUGGAGGGAGAUCUGAUAUGAAAAGACAAAGUUCUAGUUCCACGUACAUAUCUAAAUUUAGAAAAGCUGUCACCAGUGCUGUGCUUAGAGGGGAAAAAAAAAAAGUACCCAAGAAAUUUCAUGUGCCUGUCUAGUCAUGUUUCCAUGAUAGUGACCAAAAGCAUUGAACAUCCUCAGCCUGGAAUCCAGUUGUAUGGCAAAAGUGCUCUACCUUGAAAGCUAAAAUGCAUAUUUUCUUCAACAGAAAAUAAAAGAACCAAAAAACCAAAUUAAUCAACCAAAAAACCCCCAAUUCUUUGGACAAAAUAGCAAUCAUAUUCCUGACAUUUUACACUGAAAUUUGGUGUACAGAUAUAAAUGCUUGGAACAGUUGCUUGUGGAGUGUCUCAGUUUUCGUAGCUUUGUAUCAUGGAUGUAUGGAUGAGCUUGAAGCUGCCAACUAACUAGUGAUGAUGAUCAACUAGUUAUUCAGCAAAACCAACAAAAGUUGUCUGUUCACAAUUUCUAAAACUCUUUUGGAUGUUUUUUUUUAAAGCUGUAAUUGUGUAUAUUAGAUCUCAAGAACCAUACAGAAUUGGAUUGUGGUAUGGAACUAUGUGGCACAACUGUGAAAUACUGGCUUAUAACUUGCUACUCUUAGCCCAAAUAAAUGUGAAAAUAUGCUUAUAGUAAUUCUAAGUUUACAAUUUGAAGGAAAAUACAUGGGUUUAUAUAAAUUUUAGACUUAAAGACAACAACAUUAAAAAAAUAAUUGUUUUUCUUGACUGAACACUUUAAGAGAAAUACACAUCACGCUAAAUCUGUAUUGUUGAGAGACAGAAUGUAAGUCAUGCUGAAAGAAAUCCUAUUGUAAGAACCAUGAAAACAAAACUUCAUGUUUAAAGAUCUCACAGGCUUCUGAAGGAUGGGCGCUCAAAAGAACUCCAUAGUGAAUAGUUACAUGCAAGUGUUCUAAAAACUGUUUUUUAUAACACUAAAAAGAUACCUAGUUGCUCAAGGUUUAACUUGAAUUCUGUAGGAGACUUUAAUACAGGCUGUCCAGGAUGCCUUAAAUAAACAAUUACUUCCUAGCUUUUGUCCUAAUAGUUCUGUAUCUCAGCUAAACUUCUCUGUGUGAGAUUGGUAAGAAUUUCUUGUAACUGUUCUAUUUGGUAAAGCAUGUCGGAUUCAGCAGAACUGCAUAUGUGAACUAGUUGGCACUAUCUGAUUAUAUCAUCAGCCUGGUAAAAUAAAAAGUAGUGCUCUUGUGCUAAUAUAAACUAAGGGUUGAAGGAGUUGUUUUAUCAGCUCAGAUCUCAGGCUGGAAGGGCCUAUUCGUAAUUAAUCCUAUUGCUGUUCUGGGUCUUCAUUUCCAUUAAGUAUGCCAAAUUUCUGUGAAAAGAAAUACCUUAAAAAGUGAUUAAUGAACAGAACCAAAGUUGCUGUAGAUGACAAAUGCAUUUUGCUUUGCUCUUCUUUAUUGUCUCCAUUUCAUUUUAUUCAAAAUAAGUGGAGACAGGAGGAUAUCAUACAGACAGUGCCUUCAUUUCCAGCUUGAUUCGUCAGUGUUUUAUUACACAAGACACAGUUGUUCAAGAAUUCCAAGCAUCUUUCUUCUGUAGGAAUCUAAAUUUGCUCAGUCUAAGGGCUGUGCUGAAAUCUAACAUCUUUGAAUCUGCACAGUAAAUGUUAGCUUUACUUGGAAUGCACACUCUUAAUUUAUAAGGUGAACCCUCAUUUCUAAGGUCUAAGUGAAGUUUACAAAGAGUAGCAACAGAGAAGAAGCAUUUGACACUAAGAUAAGAAUCAAAAAUGUGUUGUAAAUAGUAAUUUGCAUUUGUUCUGAUGAAACUGCCCUGUUAAGCAGUCAAAUGCCUUUCGUGAAAUGUGCAAAAAUGUCCAGCAAGGAACAGAUAGCGAUAUGAACACUGACAGAGAAAUACAUUAAUAUUCUCAGGCAAGAACAGCCGAUUGCACACUGAUGUGCAAGUGAGUUUUGUCUACAAUCAAGAAGUAGAAUACGAUGAUAAAAUGUUACAAUCAAGAAGUAGAAUAUGAUGAUUAAAUGUCAUACCAAAUAAAAACUGCUGCAACCAA